UUUUUCGCAUCACUAUACAAGAAAGAACAAGAACAAUAAUCACACUCGCAAAUCACGCCCUCGGUUUUGCCUCCGCCCACACCAGCCAGCACUACCGAGUACAUCUGACAAAACCCACCCCCAACACCAACCAUACCGGAUUCCUACGACCGACACCCCCAGAGACGGCAUUACUCUCCCAGAUUCCCUGCGACUGUGUCAUGUCAAGUUCGUACUAGAAACACGACAACGAAUCACCAGGAAAAUACCUCGCCGUUCCGCUUCACAACAAGUACUCCCGCGCUUCAGUUGCCAACAUGUCGGUCGAAAUUGAUCCCCAGGAGCUCGGCUUUCACCGACCCUUUACUACCGAGGUUUCGGAGGUGCUGAGAAUCAGGAAUCCCAACUCCGCCCCUGUCGCUUUCAAGGUCAAAACCACCGCGCCCAAGCAAUACUGUGUCCGACCAAACUCGGGUCGAAUCGAACCCGGCAAGGAGGUGGAGGUGCAAGUUAUCCUCCAGGCCAUGAAGCAGGAGCCUCCGCCCGACACAAAAUGCAGAGACAAGUUUUUGGUCCAGGCAGUUGCCAUUGCUGCCGACAAGGAAUUUAGUAAUCUGGCAGCCAUCUGGGAUGGUGUCGACAAGUCUCAGGUUCAAGAGAAGAAGAUCCGUGUCGUCUUCCUGCCUCCUGGUGGCGGAGCAUCUCGCGCUACAACCGCUGAACCCCAACUGGCCACCCCCCAAAGAGCCUCUUUGGCUAAUGGCCACGAAGAUACCCCCGAUCAUGCGCCACCAGCAUACCAAUCACCGAACGACUACGCGCACUCCUCUCCGAAGCCCGAGUCGUUCAAGCAGGAGGAGGAGGAGCCAGCUUCGACCUCCGCUCUGGGUAGCGUAGCUGCCACUGUGUCCACCAAAGCUUCCGAGACGUACGAGGAGCUGAAGGCGCAACUCGCACAGGCCCAGCAGACCAUUACACAGUUGACCAACGACUCAGCUGCUGGUUUGAGACAGCGAAAGCCCGUGGCCGGAGACUCGGCCUCUACCACAUCACAGCCCGCCGGCCAACUGGCCCAACAGGCGCGGCAAGGGACUGAGGGCGUGCCUGUGAAGAUCACGGCCAUCCUCUGUCUUGUGAGCUUCUUGCUGGCUUACCUUUUCUUCUAGUGGACAGAUGUACGUCUGUCAAGGUUUCUUUGGGCUCUACAUCAACUUUUGACGCAAGUCAAGGACAAACUCAUUGCUUGAUGUACUGGAGACCUGAAAGGCAAUAAUCAUAUCGCUUGUGUGGGUGAUUACCGGGAAGCGAAAUACUGCUAAAGGUUUAAAUGGGUAUUGGCGUAGAUAAUGACAGCAGCCAAGCAUCGUCUUGAUUUACUGCUGGUUACGAAUCAGGAGACUACACUUACUUGUACUCUAGUCUGUACCGUUUCAUUUGUCUAGCUUUCAUGGAAUUGAUUUUAAGAUCAUGCUUUACGGAGGUUGCCUUUUCAG
Messenger RNA from Truncatella angustata, 1472 nucleotides. RefSeq names its product PapD-like protein. The record is from RefSeq and is a predicted model, not a curated record. Gene Ontology annotation, molecular function: FFAT motif binding. NCBI's taxonomy places the organism in Eukaryota, Fungi, Ascomycota, Sordariomycetes, Amphisphaeriales, Sporocadaceae. The transcript has 7 exons. Gene Ontology annotation, biological process: endoplasmic reticulum membrane organization. The coding region runs from base 297 to 1145 and encodes 282 amino acids. Gene Ontology annotation, cellular component: endoplasmic reticulum membrane; plasma membrane.